AGCAUUAGUUUCAGACCAGGACCAGGACUACGACCAGGGUGGGCCCUUACAGACCUGCUGAGUUCUCGACAGACCUGGAUCGGGCCUUCAUGUGUUUCGGGUCAUUUUUCAGAGGGACAGAGCGAGCUCAUGGACGGACUCUGAUCCUGCAGCAGCUGGAGAGCGCUGUUCACCUUUGACCCCGCUGAUGGACCUGCGAGCAGCCGUACACUUUGUACCGUUACCAUGGAAACUCUGCAUCCACCCAACUCUGCUGCUGCUGGUCCAGCUGAGUUUACCUGAAGUCAGAGCUUCCUGUCGUAUCCUGAAGUGUAACUCUGAGUUCGUGGCUGCAACCUUUGACCUGAGCAGCGGUGGUGCAGCGGCUCUCAGCAGGGAGGCGGUGAAUGCCGGGUACUGCAGCGCCCUGCGCACCUACGCCAUGUGCACCAAGAGGAUGGCUCGGCCGUGUCGGGGCGAUCUGGCAUACCACUCUGCGGUUCAGGGGAUCGAGGACCUGCUGAUCCAGCGCAGCUGCCCCCGGGCAGGGCCCACGGCCCAACCACGGCCGCAGCCUCAGGGGACACUGUCAGAAGACACCUGCCUGUACGAGAAGAGCUUCUUCAGCAGAGAGGGACGGAUGCCUGAGUACCUGCACUGCAGUGUGUUUGGAGACCUGCACAUUCGAACCUUCAGCAAUGACUUCCACACCUGCGCAGUGCAGGGAGCGUGGCCUCUUAUAGACAACGAGCACCUGUACGUUCAGGCCACCACUUCACCAGCGAGAGGAGGAACACACCCCACAGUUCUCACCAAGAUCACCAUCAUCUUUAAGAACUGGCGUCAGUGCAUCGAGCAGCAGCUCUACCAGGCCGAGCUGGACAACGUUCCUGCUGCGUUCGCUGAUGGCUCCGUGUGGAACGGCGAGCGCCGAGGUCACCGCAGCCUGACGGUCCGGACCGAGAGUCCCGGUCAGCACACGGAGAUCCGGGCGGCCCACAUCGGCACGCUGCUGGUGGUGCGUCAGAGCGGACGCUCUCUCAGCCUGUCCGUCAGCUCGCCACGCGACAUCGUGGAGGCCUUCGGACCAGACCACGACCUGCAGCUGUGCGUGUGGGGCUGCCCCGCCUCCCAGAAGCUCAACACGCUCCGCCCCCCUUCACCAGACCCUUUGGAGCCUGUUUCUUUAAGUGCCGAGGCCCACUGCGCUGCACUGCUUCCUGCCCGGGACAUCUACUACCAGGCCUGCGUGUUUGACCUGAUCUCCAGCGGAGACCUGAACUCCAGCAUGGCUGCUGUCUGCGCACUACAGGAUGCUCGAAACAUGAUCUCCAACAGGAAAGGGGUUCACCUCCUUCCUGUCGCCGCUGCAGGCCGAGUGCUACCGCACCUGAUGCUUCUGCUGCUGCUCGGCAUGCUGGGAACUGUGGGCGCAGCCUGAAGGGAUCUUUUAAUUAAAUGCAAUCUGUGC
Nematolebias whitei (Rio pearlfish) is the source of this 1450-nucleotide messenger RNA. It is a transcript of the gene hjv, whose product is annotated as hemojuvelin BMP co-receptor. The transcript has 4 exons. Lineage: Eukaryota; Metazoa; Chordata; Actinopteri; Cyprinodontiformes; Rivulidae. Gene Ontology annotation, molecular function: coreceptor activity. The record is from RefSeq and is a predicted model, not a curated record. Bases 188 to 1420 code for a protein of 410 amino acids. Gene Ontology annotation, biological process: BMP signaling pathway. Gene Ontology annotation, cellular component: plasma membrane.